UUACUGGAGAUUUGUUCUUGCAGGACCUGGAUGUUCCUCCAUUGCUUAUGGAAUGGCAGAGGAAAUAGGACCAUUUCAUAUUAAGCCAGAUGGAAAGACCCUUUACUUGAAUCCUUAUUCUUGGAAUCAAGUGGCCAAUAUUUUGUUUCUUGAUUCCCCGGCUGGAGUUGGAUAUUCAUAUUCAAACACUUCUUCUGAUCUGUUGAACAAUGGUGAUAAAAAGACCGCUGCGGACUCACUAGCUUUCUUGCUGAAUUGGUUUGAACGCUUCCCCCAAUACAAAGGAAGGGACUUCUACAUUACAGGGGAGAGCUAUGCAGGGCAUUAUGUUCCUCAGCUGAGUCAAGCCAUUGUACGGUACAACCAAGUGACAAAGGAUGAGAAAAUUAAUCUGAGGAGUUAUAUGGUUGGAAAUGCACUGACUGAUGAUUAUCAUGACCAUUUGGGACUUUUCCAAUUUAUGUGGGCAGCUGGCUUGAUUUCUGACCAAACAUACAAGAAACUUAAUCUUUUGUGUGAUUUUGAAUCAUUUAUCCAUAGCUCAGUCGCUUGUGAUAAGAUGGAGGACAUUGCAGCCAAAGAACUUGGAAACAUUGAUCCAUACAGCAUCUUCACUCCUUCCUGCUCUGCUAAUGUUAGCCAGUCUAAUUUGUUGCCUAAAAGAAAGCAUAGGGUUGGUCGUGUCAGUGAGAAGUAUGAUCCCUGUACUGAGACACAUUCGACUGUAUAUUUCAAUCUACCUGAAGUUCAGAAGGCAUUACAUGUUUCACCAGAGUUUGCACCAGCUAGAUGGGAGACCUGCAGUGAAGUGGUAAAUAUUAACUGGAAGGAUUCUCCUAGGACAGUGCUGGACAUUUAUAAAGAGCUCAUACGUUCAGGACUUCAUUUGUGGGUGUUCAGUGGUGAUACAGAUGCCGUCAUCCCAGUUACAUCCACCCGCUACAGCAUAGAUGCUCUGAAACUUCCUACUGUCAAACCUUGGGGUGCCUGGUAUGAUGAUGGACAGGUGGGAGGAUGGACCCAAGAGUAUGCCGGACUUACCUUCGUUGUGGUGAGAGGAGCAGGCCAUGAAGUGCCACUGCAUAAACCCAAACAAGCUCUCACACUCGUCAAAGCCUUCUUAUCAGGAACUCCAAUGCCAACCCUUCAACUAGUCAGCGACUCUUGAUGUCGCCGUGCCCUUUUGGCGGUUAAUUCCACGAUCCAACGUAAUUCCAGGGGAUGUCGAAAUCCAAGAUAAUCUGCGACCAGGGUGUGGAUUAAUGUUAUUAACAACUUUCUCCUCCAAAGAGAAGGGACCAAGUUCAAAUCCAUCAAAAUAAAAGUUUAUUUGGAUGAUUCACUUGAAUUGGAGAUGAAGCGUUAAAAAUUCGAUCUUAAUUAUGCCUGCAUGUUGCUACCUCCAUUUCGCUACUGUUGUUUCAAUGUCAUGGAACCUUUUUUUAU
Molecule: messenger RNA, 1446 nt
Organism: Populus euphratica (Euphrates poplar)
Lineage: Eukaryota; Viridiplantae; Streptophyta; Magnoliopsida; Malpighiales; Salicaceae
Product: serine carboxypeptidase II-2-like
Exons: 9
Coding region: 53-1168 (371 amino acids)
Biological process (GO): proteolysis
Cellular component (GO): vacuole
Molecular function (GO): serine-type carboxypeptidase activity
Source: RefSeq, a predicted model, not a curated record